Messenger RNA from Morone saxatilis (striped sea-bass), 2173 nucleotides. Its product is annotated as serine hydrolase-like protein. The record is from RefSeq and is a predicted model, not a curated record. Lineage: Eukaryota; Metazoa; Chordata; Actinopteri; Moronidae.
CUGCAGUUUCUGUUUUGUUGUUUGUUGUUUGUUUUUACUUUGUACAGGUUUUAAUUACUCCGGUUGGUUCUCCAACAUGAUGCAGGCUUUGAAAGGCAUCAGACACCUGAACUCCGGUACUCUGAAACAAGCAGUUUCAGAGCUCUCUGUGCCGGUGCCAUGGGGCGAGAUGAGAGGUAAAGUCUGGGGUCCUGACCACGGUCGUCCUGUGCUGUGCCUGCACGGCUGGGCUGACAACUGUGGUACAUUCAACAACCUCGUUCCCCUUCUACCCAAAGAGUGCAGAUACGUGGCGGUGGACCUGGCAGGUCACGGUCUGUCGUCACAUCGUCCUCCCGGAGUUUUCUACUCGUUUCCUGCGUACAUAUCGGAUGUACGCAGAGUCGUUGACGAAAGAAGUGCCUCGAGUUAUGAGAAAGGGGAUUGAUGACAUGCUUCAGUUCGAAAAAAAGACUAAAGAGGAAAAGAGAAGAGUUUACACUUAUAAAAACGCAGUCGAGAGGCUGUUGGCUGCAAACCCAACUCUGUCUGAACAGUCUGUGCACAUCCUUUUAGAGCGAGGUCUAGUUCAAGUUGAAGACGGAGUGAUGUUCUCCAGAGACUUUCGUAUUAAUCUGAAAAACAUAGUGCGCAUCAGUUUGGAGCAGAGUCUGGAGAUGCAGUCGAGGAUACAAGCCUCUGUUCUAGUUAUGCUAGCAGAAGACGGCUUUGAGAAGAUAUUUGCUGAACCAGAUCAAAAGAAAUUUACAUCAGCACUUCUCCAGGCCUAUAGGGACAGAAAUCACACGGUGGUGACAGUACCAGGCGAUCAUCACGUUCAUCUGAACAAUCCUGAAGUCGUCGCUCCUCUUGUUUCUGACUUCCUGCAGACCAAAGUGUUGUCACAGUCAGAAAACCGAACAAAUGAACUGAGCUCUAAGUUAUAGCAAACACAAACAAAGCAUCAAUUUUGCCUUAAGUCAUUUCACAAACUCAGUUUUUAACAACUUUUUGUUUUUGUACUGUACUGUUUACACUAGGGAUGAGCAAGUACUACUCGUCUGUAUCUGUUCAACCAACUACAUUGCCUCUAUUUGUAGCCGUACUCAGAAUGGGCGGGGCUUAAACAUGACUCUACCUGUACGCUACCUGAGCUGGAUUCUCCUUUCAGCCGAGUAAACUUGCUCAACCCUAGUUUACACUCACCUUGGUGCUUAAACCUGAGUAAGUUGCCACAGCAUCAACUCAUGUUACAUUUGGUUGACAUAGUGUACUAGAUAUUAAUGUGUAUUGUUGUCAUAGUGACAGGGGCAUUGUGGGCAAUAUAAAUAUUAAUUUCUUUAACUCCAGUUGCUUAGUGAGAUGAAGAGACCAGAUCAGCAAAAGGCAGCUAGACUGUGGUUUUGGUUCAGUUUGCUCUUUGAUCCAGUGAAAGGGUUUGUAUCAAGUAUCGAUGACAGAGGUGCAGUGAGUUAAUGCAGUAUAGUAUAAUAUGUAUUUAAACAGAAAUUAAUCAUCCUUUAACGCAUCACUUUAAUUAUCAAAGACAAUAUGAGAGCAACAGUUAAAUGUAACACUUGAAAACAUGUUUGGCUCAUGAUAGCGAGGUACAGUAACAUUAGUUAACAAUGUAGCAUUUACUCCUUUAACACUGUUGGACUCCUGAUAGUUUAAAAACACGAUUUAAAGGCAUGAUCGAUGCAGCAGAAUCAGAGGUGUUGUCUUUUUUUAAUUCUACAAAUUCUCCUUCCUUGUAAAGGACUUCUUCCAUUUCUGGAAAAAAAAAACCUGUAAAAUGUGGCCUGAGUAUCGCCCCAGAGGAGGGGUCAUGUUGUUACCCAAAUUAAAAUCUUUAUCCUCUGUAUCGUAGCAAUUUUAAGACUCGAGAGUCAGCUUUACUUCUCAAGACUCGGCUCAAUUUCCAUCAAUCAAAGCUUAAGCUGUGUGCCAAAUGCCAACGCUGGCCUGCUGAUGUAAUCUGUGCAUUCACAGUAGGUUUUUCUUAAGGGUGUUGGUUCACUUAUAUAUUUUAGCAUUGAGGUUUGAUGGGCUUUGAGGACGUUUCUGAUAUUCUGACCCUCUCAUUUUUGUAAAUAAGGAGGAUGAAAUAUUAGAAACUUCUCUCAAUAUAAUGUAGUCCAGUACAACACCACCUUUAACUAUGACCUUGAACAAUUAAAAUAUAAAAGUACAA